Lingula anatina is the source of this 3032-nucleotide messenger RNA. RefSeq lists its product as uncharacterized. The record is from RefSeq and is a predicted model, not a curated record. NCBI's taxonomy places the organism in Eukaryota, Metazoa, Brachiopoda, Lingulata, Lingulida, Lingulidae.
AAAAAAAAAAACACUGAAAACCCAAAUCUAACUUUUCUAUAUAGUGCGCAGUCAGUGCAUCUUGUAUCGGUGUUGCGCAAGUCACUUUCUCCAAAGAAAUUUUGUGGGGGUUACGGAAGAGGGUAUCGAAAACAGUCCUUGUGACCAGAUUGAAAUGCCCCCUGUGUAGGUAACAAACACAACAAUACCAUGCUUUUCAUGCCUCAAGAAAUUUGUAUCAGGAGUAGUGUAUUACUUCUUUUGUAUGGCACAUGAAAGCAGAACUGUAAUAUAAAUAUGUGCCACUCUUUGCAGUAUUUGGCUAGCACGACAUUAAUGGUACUAUACUUGAGAAUAAGGACCUCAUAGCAUCGAUGGAGGAAAUUCAUGUCAAAAUGUCUCUCUGAAAGGCAAAUAUUUAAGUCACCUGUUUUUACCUUAAUGAACUUGAAAGUUAAAACCAAAUUACACGUGACUUCUGAGAAGCCAGGAUAUUAGGAAGAGGAAGAUAUUUGUAUAUAUAUUUCGUAGUCCAUGAGAUUUGGUUACUUGUCCUUUUUGAACACAGAGUUAAAGGAGAUUUUAAUAGAACAUAAGCAGUUCUUAUGAAAAUGACAACAAGGAUGACAAGCAGAAGCUUAAUGAACACAGCACCAGAUCAUAUGCCAUAGUACUAGAACACUUCAGAGAAUGUGACUUUGAACCCAGACAAUUUUUUUUCUCUGCCAUUUUGGAAACUUAGUGAAGUACCGACAUGGCGGGCUCUAAUAGGCAUAGUAGAGUGAUCUCCAAAUCUUUCCGGAUGUUUGGAAAUACAAAUGGUGGGGAUUCAGAUGAUGAUGAUGAUAGCAAUGGGGAAAAUAAUGAUGGACUUGAAGAAGAAGAAGAGGAAGAAUUGAGAUCCCUGAGAAGUCCAUCAAUUCCGUCCAUAGCUCCAGAUUUGGAUGAUAUCCUGGAGGACGUUUCUCCUACGCCUACUCCCACACCUCCCCCAGACGAGCCACCAGACGAACAUUUAGCAAGAAUAAUUCCACAAUUCAAUCAUCCAAAGAGGGAAGAAAAUCGCCAAAAAAUUAGGAACAUGGUGAAAAGGGUGAAUGUGGUGUCAAAAUGGAGGGACACAAGGACAGUGACAGGAAAAGUUACCACAACGUUUAUAUGUGCACCUACACAGAGGAUUACCUACAGGGAGAAUCGAAUUCAGGCAUCUGCUGCCUUGGAGACUGUCAAUUUGGUAACAAAGCCUCCGCUCAGUAAAAUUAAGAGCAUUUUCUUCAGGGUUCUGGCAGAAUUGAUUUUUCUGGCUAACUUGACUUUUGCCCUGUAUGAUAUCAUUACUGGCCCUGAAUUUCUGUAUUUCAAGGUCACAGCAUUUCUUUUUGGAGUUUUUGAAAACCUGCUCAUGUUUACAAUGUGGUUUAUUCUGUCCUGUCCUUGCAUGAAAGGAGAGGAAGAGAAAACCAAGAAAGUCGAGAAGUAUCGUCAGUAUAUAGAAAAUGUUGUUCAUGAACUUUUGAUCUAUCCUGCCAUUAUUAUCAAUGUAAUUGCAAUAGCCACUGAGCAGUCGUAUACAUUUGAAGAGGUUGCUGCUAUCAUAACUAUGGCAUUACUCUUCAUAGAUGGCAUUGAUUUGAUUUUCAACGUUUACACUGUGAGAAUGUUCAUGGCUUGGAAAAUCACCAGGAAUAUUGAAGAUGAAAUCUUGAAAGUAGCAGUGGACGAGAGUAAUACAUUAGAAAAUGCCACCCUCGGAGGGAGCAAAUUUGGUCGUGUGCUACAACGAUUUUACUUCACUAUGUUAGGAAACACAAUGCUUAUGGGAUUGAUGCUGUGCACUCUGGGAGUGCAGGUUUUAUAUGACAAUCAAGACUCAGGGGACUAUACCAUGUCAUUGUAUGCCAUUCUCCAGAUCGUUUUAGUUCUCUUUUUUCCAUUUUACAGCAUUUUCCUCUUCAUAGCAGUCAAUUAUUUUUGGAUUUUUGAGUUGUUCAUCAGUAUUAAUCGUGCUGUCAUGCGCAAAAAGGAAAUUCAGGAAAAUUUAGUUAAAGAUUAUGGGGAGAUGGUUGGGGAAGUAUUGAAUUUUGCCAUUGAUAAAUCAGAUUAUACGGAAGUUCGGCAUGAAGAUAUACAGACUAUCACAUCCACCCAAAAGUUUUUCUAUGCUUUAUGGGAGUGGUGGAUUGCCAUAUUGUUGUUAAUGUGGCCAUUAAUGUAUGCUGCAUUUGGAGAGUCACUGAAUGUAAUCGAUGUCCCAAGUGCACCUGAAAUGAAGGUAGCAUUCUAUGUGACAGCAGCUGUGGUUAAUUUACAGGUGUGCUUUUUAUCAAUUUGUAUGCUGGUGAUAGCAGUGCUGUUUCUGGCUGGUGGUUUUCUGGUUAUUAUUUAUUAUUAUGUUGUAGGUAAAAAGAAAAGUAAAGUAGACCACCAUGGCAAAGCAGAUGGCAUUGUAAAAGUAGAAAAUGGAAAUAUUGAUAAGCUACGAUAGUUCAAGUUUUGAUGGUCAUAUAAAAAGCAAUAUUUUAUGAGAAGUCAUGUUCACAAGUGCUGAGCAGAAAAAAUGAAAGAAUUAUGAACUGCAUUGAGGCUACUAAUGAUACCCAAAAGAAUGUUUGUGUGUAAUCUAUAUCAAGGACUAAUACUCAAGAUUAUUUUUGUUGUUAUUUGUCACAUACAUCUCACACUGUAUGCAUGUACCCAGCAUGUGUGUAUAGCAUAUAGAUAUAUGUACAUAUGAAUGUGCGCUGUGAAGGCCAGAACUACUAUUCGUGCUGUACUUAAUAAAUUGAAUCCUGCUGGGAUUACUUGUAAUCCUUUAAUGCAGAUUAAGUUUAAUAGGUAUGAUUCAUUAUUCCUUCAAUUUUCAAUGUAUUUAAAAAUAAUUUUGGUCUAUUAUUGAAAAUUAAAGUAAAAUAUUUUUUGAGAAACUAAGCAUGUUUUUACAUGUGACUACUGGAUAGCAUUUUGACUCUUUACUGAAGGGCCUUGAUUGCAUGACUCAUAUAGCUAUAAAUGAAGGAUGAAAGUGCUUUACUUUUUUUUUUCAUUUUUACACA